Dentiscutata erythropus is the source of this 843-nucleotide messenger RNA. Lineage: Eukaryota; Fungi; Glomeromycota; Glomeromycetes; Diversisporales; Gigasporaceae. The record is from the annotation of a GenBank genome assembly.
AUGUCCACCGAUGUAAUAAUCGAAGCGGGUGAAGAGCCUAAUUUGAAAAGGUUUAUGGCGCAUAAAAAUAUUCUUCAAGAAGGAUCUUCAUUUUUUAAAUGUGCUUUGUCUUCAACUUGGGCCAAAAUUGAAAAUGGUAAAAUUGUCAUAAAAAAGUCUAAUAUUACACCAAAUGUGUUUCUUAUUAUAUUAGACUAUAUUUAUAGUAAAAGCGUUAUUUGGGAUCAAUACGAUUCAAAAGAUAUCUUAGAUUUCUUAAUUUCUGCUGAUGAGUUAUUAUUUAUAAAUGAAGUUGGCGAUAAAGGUCAACAUUAUCUUAUCAAGAAAAGAUGCAAAUGGAUAGAACAGAAUUUAGGUUUGGUAACAUUUACUAGUUUUAAAUAUGAUGAUGUACUUAUAAAACUUAAAGAGUAUGACUAUCGUAAUUCAGAUGACUAUCAUAAUUCAGAUAACUAUCGUAAUUCAGCUGACAGCUUUAUAUUCUCCUUUGCGGAUGAAUCUCCUAUUAAUGCCCAAUUUAGUUCAGUGCUACCUAGGCAAAAAGCAAUUAGAAACUAUUCAGAUUAUGGACCAUGUUUUGGAGAAACCGAUAUAUUUAUGAUUCACGAUUUUAGAGUAUUAGGAAAUUGUACUUCUAAGCCUUGGAGUUACGAAAAGAUUUUUAAUCUUUAUAACGGACAUAAAAGUAAAUCACCUAAAAGAUUUUCGAUUGUUGAAUAUGAAGUUUUUCAAGUUAAAUUUAAAAGAAAUAAUCAAAAUAGUGUUGCAGAGCAAAAGCCUGCAAAUGAUCAUAAUUAUUUAUUAAAUACUGUUAUUGGUCUUCGCUCUGCAACACUCAUGUAA